Molecule: messenger RNA, 3013 nt
Organism: Caenorhabditis elegans
Lineage: Eukaryota; Metazoa; Nematoda; Chromadorea; Rhabditida; Rhabditidae
Gene: epg-3
Product: Transmembrane protein 49
Exons: 6
Coding region: 3-1268 (421 amino acids)
Biological process (GO): plasma membrane phospholipid scrambling
Cellular component (GO): cytoplasm; membrane
Source: RefSeq, marked reviewed
AAAUGGCAAAAAAACAGAAAAAAUCAACGGAAAAGUCGGAGAGAACAGUGGAGUUCAAGGAGCCACCGAAGCCCGCGAACAGUGAGGAAAGAUUAAAGCCAGCUGGCCGAGGAAUGAAACCAUCACCAUCUCAAAAUACAUUAAAUCGAAUGGAACGUGAAACGAUCGUUUUCUGGCGCCGACCCCACAUCGUCAUACCAUAUGCUCUCAUGGAAAUUGCACAUCUCGCCGUUGAACUAUUCUUCAAAAUAUUGGCUCAUAAAACGGUGCUCUUGCUCACAGCCAUCUCAAUCGGGCUCGCCGUAUACGGCUAUCAUGCUCCAGGAGCACACCAAGAACACGUUCAGACCAUCGAAAAGCACAUUCUGUGGUGGUCGUGGUGGGUGUUGCUCGGCGUUCUCUCGUCGAUUGGACUCGGCUCAGGAUUGCACACAUUUUUGAUCUACUUGGGACCGCACAUCGCCGCGGUGACAAUGGCGGCCUACGAGUGUCAGAGCCUGGAUUUCCCGCAGCCACCGUAUCCGGAGAGCAUCCAAUGCCCCUCAACAAAAAGCUCAAUCGCCGUAACAUUCUGGCAAAUCGUGGCGAAAGUUCGCGUCGAAUCACUGCUCUGGGGAGCCGGAACUGCUCUCGGCGAGCUCCCACCGUAUUUUAUGGCUCGAGCCGCCCGAAUCUCUGGCCAGGAGCCUGACGAUGAAGAAUAUCGAGAGUUUUUGGAGUUGAUGAAUGCUGACAAGGAAAGCGAUGCAGAUCAGAAGUUGAGCAUUGUUGAACGGGCGAAAAGCUGGGUGGAGCACAAUAUUCAUAGAUUAGGAUUCCCGGGAAUUUUGCUGUUCGCCUCGAUUCCGAAUCCGCUUUUCGAUUUGGCUGGAAUCACUUGUGGACACUUUUUGGUGCCGUUUUGGAGCUUUUUUGGAGCAACUUUGAUUGGAAAAGCGCUGGUUAAAAUGCAUGUUCAGAUGGGAUUUGUCAUUCUCGCAUUCAGCGACCAUCAUGCCGAAAACUUUGUGAAAAUACUCGAGAAAAUUCCGGCUGUCGGGCCAUAUAUUCGUCAACCAAUCAGUGAUUUACUGGAGAAACAGAGAAAAGCGCUUCAUAAGACGCCAGGCGAGCACUCGGAGCAGAGCACAUCCUACCUGGCUUGGGGUCUCUCACUUAUGGUAACCUUCAUGAUUCUCUUCUUCUUCCUCUCAAUUGUCAAUUCACUGGCAAAAGACUAUCACAAGCGGUUAUGGGAACGAAAACGGCGACAAAACAAGGUCGAGUAAUUAGGUACAACUGCCCUGACACACUGCCCAUUUGUCAUUAAUUUUCUAAUUUUUUUCCUUUUAAAAAAAUAUGGAAAAAUUGUUUUAUUUCAACUUUUCAAUUGUUCAGGAUUUGAUAGAUGAGGAAAAUCAAAGUUUUGAAGAGGAAGAAGAAGAAGCCGUAACUCCGCCAUCAUCAUGCCCGCUGCUGUUAUCAGAUGGAUUUGAAGGAGUUGUUGUUAAGAAAUGAGAAAUAAGAAAUAAUUGUAUAAUUUUUUUUUCCAAAAAUUUAAAUUUCUAAACUAAAAUUCGAAUUUUUGCAUGCAAAAAACACCCACUUUUUGAUCUCAAAUUUGCACUUAUUAAGCACUAAAAACCAAUAAUUUCUUCCCUUUAAAAUCUAAAAAAAAUCUUCCAAUAACCCCCCCACUGAUAACAACAACAAGGCAUUUUUCACUCGACGACCGGUGGCGGAGCGCACGUCUUCUUAUUCUUCUUCUUCUUCUUCUUUUCCUACCUUUUCUAUCCCACUUUUUCCCCGGAAUUUUGAGAUUUGACAUGAUUUUUCAGAGAAUUUCGAGUUUUGAGAAAAAAAAAAUCAAAAAAGCGAUUUUUUGGUCAAAAGCCGAAAUUUAAAGCUAGUUUUUUUGGAAAUAUCGAUUUUUUUUUUGAGAAUUUUUCGAUUUUCCAAAAAAAAAAUCGAAAGUUGUUUCCCGAAAAGCCGAAAUUUUUUUUGAGAUAUCGAAAAAUCGGAGAAUUUUUCGAUGUUUCCCAGAAAUACUAAAAUUUUGAAUUUUCCGGAAAAAAAAUCGUUAAAAAAUUAGUUUCUUUUAAAGACCGAAAUUUAAAGUUUUUUUUUUGGAAAUAUCGAUUUUUUCCGAGAUAUCUAAAAUUGAAAGAAAUUUUCGAUUUUCUGAGAAAAAUACGAAAAAAUCGAAAAAAAAACCCAAAUUUCGGUUUUUUCGUAAAAAAAGUCGUAAAAAUGUAAUUUUUUUCCUGAAAAAUCGGAAUUUUUUACAAAAUAUCGGAAAAUACUCAAAAAAAAGCUGAAAAUUUCGAUUUUCCGGAGAAAAAAUCUUUUUAAAAAAAUAUUUUUUUUUUCAGAAAAUAAGAAAAGCCGAAAUUUAUAACUAUUUCUCCGGAAAUUCGAAAUUUUUAACGAAAUAUCGGAAUAAUUUUUAGAUUUUUCAAGUUUGACUUUGCGAGAAAAAAAUCGGAAAAACCUCGAUUCGACGCCGAAAAAUGCUCCUUUUCGAAAAGAUUUUUGAAAUUUCAGAAAAUCGACAUGCAAGCGCGCUCCACGGCGAAAUGACAACGAUGAUCCACCGCCCUCAAAAAGUUGGGUCUCGUUAGGUAUUUGGCGGUAAAACUGGUAAAACUCCAGUUUUGCCUCCAACGAGACCCAAUUUUUUGGGGCGGUGGUGGAGCGCGCUUGCACAAGCUGAAAGCAUUUUUCUGCGACUCGAUAAUAUUUUGAAAACCUGUGUCAAUUCUCGAAAUUCUUUUUUUAAAAAAUAAUCCCGAGCUUCUCUCAGUCCUCCUCUAUGAGGAUGUUCCUUUUUUUUGGUUUUUCAAUUUUUUUUAAAAUUCCAAAUUUCUGUUGUGCAAUUCACUUCCCCCCAAGAAAUCCCAAAAAUCCCCAGUUUUCCCCAAAAAUGUUCCGUUUUCAUGUGAUUUUUCCCCCAUUUUUAAAACAUUUUUUUGACUUUUUUUUAAAAUGAUUAUUAUUAUUGUUUUCUAUUUCAUGGCCGGUAAAUUAUUUUUUU